AGUUUUAUAAUCGUAAGAUAGACACGAAACUGCGAUUACAAUAAUUUAUCUCGCGUUAUAUUUCGAUUUAAAUAAAUAAAUGAAAAUAAUGAUAACUAAUCUAGCCGAUUCGAACAUAGAUCAGAGCUUGGAUUCUUUUGAAAAGUUCGUCGGCAAAUUCGAUCUAUGGCGCAAUUCAUUGUACAAACACCUCAAAUAUGAUACUGAUAUUUUGUCAGUAUUUUUGGCAAAGAAUAAUCCCGCAUUGGCCAUAACCUCAAUAUUUAGAGAAUUAACCGAUGAAUGCAAAUUAAUUUACGAUAAAAUAAAUGAGUUAUCGACAGCUGUUACAAAUGACUAUUUAAAGGCAUACACUGUCGGUAAAAAUAUCCAUUCGUUGAUAAACUUACAUCCGAAGCUGAAAAACACUUUCGCCCGCUACAAUGACAUGGCGUCAAUUUACAAUAAUUAUGUCAAAAAAUUAAAUAACUUCAUAUAUGAAAGCAAUUAUGCUGUUGUUUAUACCUCAGAUUCCCAUGACAAAUUUAUGAUAUUAAUAGAUAAUUUGAUUGAACGAUUAAAUGAACUUAUGAGCGCCGGUGAAUGUAAUGAAUACGGGCAUGAAAUAUUGAUACGUUGCAAGAGAAGUUUCAUAAAGUUUUUACCAUGUGAUUUUUCUGACAAUUUUAAUAUUUUGCCGGUAAAUACUUUGAAUAAUGACUUUGAAUCGUCAACGAAUGAAAGUUCGAUUGGAACUGUACAGACUUAUUCUUCCUCCUCUUCUUCUUCUUCUACAUCUUCUUCGGAUUCUUCGGCUGAUGAAGAAGCAGGAAAAAAUAUUGAAAAUAAAAUGAAAAUGGAAGUUUAUAAUCCCGAUAAUGAUUUAUCUGAUGACUCUUCUAGUGACGAUAAUUUGAUACCUGAAGAUUCUAGUGACGACGAUUUGGUGACUGCGAAAAAUGGAGCCAAAGAUUCUUCUAGUGAAGAUGAUCCAGAUGAAGAUUCUUCUAGUGAUGACAAUUUGGUGGCUGAUAAGAAUGGAGCCAAAGAUUCUUCUAGUGAAGAUGAUCCAGCUGAAGAUUCUUCUAGUGAUGACAAUUUGAUGGCUGAUAAGAAUGGAGCCAAAGAUUCUUCUAGUGACGAUGAUCCAGAUGAAGAUUCUUCUAGUGACGACAAUUUGGCGGCUGCGAAAAAUGGAGCCAAAGAUUCUUCUAGCGACGAUGAUCCAGAUGAAGAUUCUUCUAGUGACGACAAUUUGGUGACUGCGAAAAAUGGAGCCAAAGAUUCUUCUAGUGACGAUGAUCCAAAUGAAGAUUCUUCUAGUGACGACAACUUAGCGGCUGAUAAGAAUGAAGCCAAAGAUCCUUCUAGUGAAGAUGAUUCAGUUGAAAAUUCUUCUAGUGAUGACAAUUUGGCGGCUGACAAGAAUGGAGCUAAAGAUUCUACGAGUGAAGAUGAACCAGCUGAAGAUUCUUCUAGUGACAACUUGGCGGCUGAUAAAAAUGAAGCCAAAGAUUCCUCUCGUGAAGAUGAAAAUAAAAUAAAUGAAAAGAAAGUAGUGACCCUAGAGUCGUAUGAUUCAAAUGUUGAAAAGUUUAGUAGAAAGUUAUCAAAAAUAGAAAGCAAAACUGAAGAUUCUUCUAGUGACGACAACUUAGCGGCUGAUAAGAAUGAAGCCAAAGAUCCUUCUAGUGAAGAUGAUUCAGUUGAAAAUUCUUCUAGUGAUGACAAUUUGGCGGCUGACAAGAAUGGAGCUAAAGAUUCUACGAGUGAAGAUGAUCCAGCUGAAGAUUCUUCUAGUGACAACUUGGCGGCCGAUAAAAAUGAAGCCAAAGAUUCCUCUCGUGAAGAUGAAAAUAAAAUAAAUGAAGAGAAAGUAGUGACCCUAGAAUCGUAUGAUUCAAAUGUUGAAAAGUUUAGUAGAAAGUUAUCAAAAAUAGAAAGCAAAACUGAAGAUGCUGAUAGUUCUGAUGACGAAUCUGACGCGCAAAUUGACAAUAGAAUUGACAAUGAAGAUAAUCCAGAAAGUUCAAUGUCAGAAGAUACCGAAGAUCCAAAUAAUGAUAGCAAAGUAACCAAAAAUACGAAAACUGAUGAUACUGAAAAAACUGAUGAUUAUAACGUUGAGCCGUCAAGAAAACGUAAAAUAACUCAAGUUGACGGCACUGAUAACAGAUCGUCUUCUUCGGAUGAUGAAAAAUUUGAUGAAAAUAAAAAGGAAAAAAAGAUAAAAAAAUUCGAUUCGUCUGAAACUGAUUCUAAGCCAUCGGCACAAGUGCAAGAAUCAUCGAGUGACGAAAAUUAAAAUUACAAAUUCUGAAAAAUUUAAACAAAUUAUUGGAUAGAAAAAAAAUUUACAGACGGUGAUUUAAAAAAAUUUCAUGAUUCCAAUUAAUUAAGAAAAUAAUU
This is a messenger RNA of Microplitis mediator, 2388 nucleotides long. RefSeq names its product dentin sialophosphoprotein-like. Lineage: Eukaryota; Metazoa; Arthropoda; Insecta; Hymenoptera; Braconidae. The record is from RefSeq and is a predicted model, not a curated record. Bases 80 to 2284 code for a protein of 734 amino acids. The transcript has a single exon.